Molecule: messenger RNA, 690 nt
Organism: Oldenlandia corymbosa var. corymbosa
Lineage: Eukaryota; Viridiplantae; Streptophyta; Magnoliopsida; Gentianales; Rubiaceae
Source: the annotation of a GenBank genome assembly
AUGGCGGCGGCAACGGAAGCCCGGGAGGUUCCGGCAAUCAAGGUGGUUAUGGCGGCGGCAACGGAAACCCGGGAGGUUCCGGCAAUCAAGGUGGUUCGAACCAGGUAUUGCAUGAUUGCAUCUAUGCUUACAGUAAGAACAAAGGGGAUCCUUGGUAUCUGCAAUCUGCCACCGUAUCAGUCCGAGGACUCGCUUCUAUCAGCGGCCCCUCCGGCACGGUCUCUGUUGGAAGGUGGAUUCCGCAUGUGUAUUUUUCCAUUUCAUUUCCGUUUCGGAGCAAAUUCUGCUCUGAAACGAACAACAAGAAAUACAAAAUACAUCUCAAGUAAUGAGAGAUCAAACUCAAUGUUGAAGAUCUUUUUGUUAAGAUUCCUACAAGUACAAGAGCAUCUGUUUCAUAAAUGGUUCAACCUUGCUGUACAUUGGGGAACUGUCAAGGACGAAAAAUCAAUUCAGAAAGACCUGGAAAUCAUCAAAGAGAAUGGCACUUUAGUAACGUUUGAAUCAUCAACCUAUGCAGAAAGGUUGCAACGAGAAAACAAUGAUAUAGUUUCUUAUGAGCCCUCAGGCGAUGGUGUCCCUGAAAAUAGCAAGUCAAAGAAAACCACUACAGGAACGAAGAAGAAGCAGAAUAAGAUUAGGCAAAAGAAAAAUCUUGACUUUGAAGAAGGUUACGUUGCAAAGGUGUGA